AUGCGCGGCGCGGCGGCGCGCGCGGGGCGCGUCCCUAAUUCCCCGCUCCCCUCUGCUCCUGCGCCUCCGCCGCCCCCGCCACCCCCGCCGCCCAGGGCUGGGCUCCUCGGCGGCCGCCUGGAGGCGCGCGCUAACUACUGUGUGCUCUCGCCGCUCAUCAGCGCGGGCUCGCCCCGAAUAACGAGCAAGCCGGCGGCUGCUUAUUGUUCCGCCGCUCACUCAGGGAUCGCUCCGCCCACACGAAAUAAUUGCAACAAACUCGUUACACCGUCCGCCGCCGCUACCGCCGUCUGCUGCCGCUGGCGCGUGUCUCCAGGCCGGCGACCUCUGCUCUGCUGUUUCCCGGACAGAUUUUGA
Schistocerca americana (American grasshopper) is the source of this 357-nucleotide messenger RNA. RefSeq names its product T-cell leukemia homeobox protein 3-like. The record is from RefSeq and is a predicted model, not a curated record. The transcript is spliced from 2 exons. Bases 1 to 357 code for a protein of 118 amino acids. Lineage: Eukaryota; Metazoa; Arthropoda; Insecta; Orthoptera; Acrididae.